Molecule: messenger RNA, 1361 nt
Organism: Lasiosphaeria miniovina
Lineage: Eukaryota; Fungi; Ascomycota; Sordariomycetes; Sordariales; Lasiosphaeriaceae
Product: soluble NSF attachment protein
Exons: 4
Coding region: 247-1128 (293 amino acids)
Biological process (GO): SNARE complex disassembly; intracellular protein transport
Cellular component (GO): SNARE complex; vacuolar membrane
Molecular function (GO): syntaxin binding; soluble NSF attachment protein activity
Source: RefSeq, a predicted model, not a curated record
AUGGUAGCCCGAGGCUUGCUGGGUUACGUAGGUAGGUUGGCUUGGCCCCGCGCCCGCAGGCAUCCCCCUCCUCAGCAGUAAGUGUGUCAAAGACGGGGCCCUGGCUCAGGAUUGCGACACUACUCCACGAACGUUUGCCGACGAAAACUGACCUGAAUCCUCGAAGCGACUUUCGCGCACCCACCCGAUUCACCUUUUGGAUUAACUGAUCGCAGUAUUUCCCGACGCAUUGCGCCAGCGGCCAUCAUGUCUGUAGAUCCACGCGGUCUCAUUGCAAAGGCAGAGAAGACGCUCCAGAGCGCGUCUGGAGGCUUCAGCUUCUUUAGCAGCGGCAAGGAGGACAAGUUACAGAGCGCGGCCGAGCUGUUCGUCGAGGCCGGCAAUGCCUUCAAGCUCGAGAGGAUGAAUACCGAGGCCGGCAAGGCUUUCGAAAAGGCGGCCGACAUCCACAGGAACAAGCUUAACGAGCCUGACGACGCCGCAAACCUUAUGGUCGACGCCUUCAAGGUCUAUAGAAAAGAUAGCCCCGAAGACGCGGUUCGCUGCGUCGAGCAGGCCAUCAACCAUUACACAUCUAAGGGCAACUUCCGGAGAGCCGCGUCCCACAAGGAAACCGAGGGCGAGGUCCUCGAGAUGGAGAUUGGCGACCUGAAGCGGGCCCUGGACUGCUACGAGAAAGCGGCUACGUGGUAUGAGGGAGACAACGCCACAGCUCUGGCCAACAAACUCUGGCUCAAGGUGGCCGAUAUCUCGGCCCUCGACGAUGACUUCUACAGGGCGGUGGAGAACUUCGAGAAGGUGGCCGAGCAGUCGCUCAACAACAACCUGAUGAGAUACUCGGUCAAGGAGUACUUCCUGAAGGCGGGCCUGUGCAUGCUCGCGACCAAGGACGUCAUCACCACGAGGCGCAACCUCGAGCGCUACGCAGAAAAGGACCCGAGUUUUGCGGGGCAGCGCGAGUACCAGCUGCUGUCAGACUUGGUCGAUGCUGUCGAGGCCGGGAACCAAGAAGCCUACACAGAUAAGCUGUUUGCCUACGACCAGAUGAGCAGGCUCGAUAAGUGGAAGACGGCAAUCUGUGUGAAGAUCAAGAACCAGAUCGAAGAAGCCGACAAUGAGUUUUCUUAAGCGGGGACAGGGGGAUAUGCGAAAGGUAGAUAAAAAAACGUUUGUCAGCUGCCCCCUUCCUCUGUCACGGCGUUUUUCGGGAUUUGACGGGGAGGGGGAUUGAUUCAAUCGCUUUGGACUUUCUUUUCUUUUCUGAUUUGGGGCGGUAUACCUAGAGUCCAUAGCUGAUGAGCCAGAACUACCUCAUUAUUGAUUUUUGUUUCAAUUCUCUUUCUAUUGUGUUUUUUCAAGUC